Molecule: messenger RNA, 2403 nt
Organism: Dunckerocampus dactyliophorus (ringed pipefish)
Lineage: Eukaryota; Metazoa; Chordata; Actinopteri; Syngnathiformes; Syngnathidae
Gene: hspa8b
Product: heat shock protein family A (Hsp70) member 8b
Exons: 9
Coding region: 170-2101 (643 amino acids)
Biological process (GO): cellular response to unfolded protein; vesicle-mediated transport; protein refolding
Cellular component (GO): plasma membrane; cytoplasm; nucleus
Molecular function (GO): misfolded protein binding; heat shock protein binding; ATP binding
Source: RefSeq, a predicted model, not a curated record
CGUGUGGGCCACCCUUGCUCCGCCUGUCCUUCGAGAGUCUUCGGUAAGUUUCUAUGCUGCACUCUUUUAAGGAAGCGUCUGAGGCCACACCUCAUUCAUUUACCUGCUACCCAAACCAGCGAGUGGACCAGUCAAGCACCACAGAGGCUCAGCGUAAAGUAGAGGAACCAUGUCCAAGGGACCGGCAGUGGGUAUCGAUCUGGGCACGACCUACUCCUGUGUAGGUGUGUUCCAGCACGGCAAAGUAGAGAUCAUUGCCAACGACCAGGGAAACAGGACUACACCCAGUUAUGUUGCCUUCACUGACACGGAGAGGCUGAUUGGUGACGCUGCAAAGAACCAAGUUGCAUUGAACCCCACUAACACAGUAUUUGAUGUGAAGCGACUUAUUGGACGCCAGUUUAAUGACUCAGUUGUUCAGGCUGACAUGAAACUCUGGCCCUUCACUGUCAUCAAUGAUAGCUCGCGGCCCAAGGUCCAGGUGGAGUACAAGGGGGAGACCAAGACCUUCUACCCAGAGGAGAUCUCCUCCAUGGUGCUGCUGAAAAUGAAGGAGAUUGCAGAGGCGUAUCUUGGCAAGACCAUAACCAACGCUGUUGUGACCGUGCCGGCCUACUUCAACGACUCUCAGCGCCAGGCCACCAAAGAUGCCGGCACCAUCUCCGGGCUCAACGUCCUUCGCAUCAUCAACGAGCCCACAGCUGCGGCUAUUGCUUACGGCCUGGACAAGAAGGUUGGCUCUGAGAAAAACGUCCUCAUCUUUGACCUGGGCGGCGGCACUUUUGAUGUGUCCGUCUUGGCCAUCGAAGAUGGCAUCUUUGAGGUCAAGUCGACGGCAGGCAACACGCACUUGGGGGGCGAAGACUUUGACAACCGCAUGGUGAACUUCUUCAUCGCCGAGUUCAAGCGCAAGCACAAGAAAGACAUCAGCGAAAACAAGAGGGCGGUGCGUCGUCUGCGCACAGCUUGCGAGAGGGCGAAGCGAACCCUCUCCUCCAGCACGCAAGCCAGCUUAGAAAUCGAUUCGCUGUACGAGGGCAUCGAUUUCUAUACCUCCGUCACCAGGGCCCGCUUUGAGGAGAUGAACGGAGACUUGUUCCGCGGAACUCUAGAACCUGUGGAGAACGCUCUCCGUGACUCCAAGCUGGACAAGAGCCGAAUUAAUGAGAUCGUUCUAGUGGGAGGCUCGACUCGUAUACCCAAGAUCCAAAAGCUGCUGCAAGACUUCUUCAAUGGGAAGGAACUCAACAAGAGCAUCAAUCCAGAUGAAGCAGUGGCCUACGGUGCAGCGGUGCAGGCCGCCAUCCUGUCAGGCGACAAAUCGGAGAACGUGCAGGACUUGCUGCUGCUGGAUGUGACCCCAUUGUCUCUGGGCAUCGAGACCGCCGGAGGAGUCAUGAGUUCACUCAUCAAGAGAAACACCACCAUUCCCACAAAGCAGGCGCAGGUCUUUACCACCUACUCCGACAACCAGCCGGGUGUGCUCAUUCAGGUGUUUGAAGGUGAAAGGACCAUGACCAAAGACAACAACAUUUUGGGUAAAUUUGAAUUGACUGGAAUCCCCCCAGCACCCCGAGGGGUUCCUCAAAUCGAGGUGACCUUUGACAUUGACGCCAACGGCAUCCUGAAUGUGUCUGCGACCGACAAGAGCACCGGGAAGGAGAACAAAAUCACCAUCACCAAUGACAAAGGUCGCCUCAGCAAGGACGACAUUGAACGCAUGGUGAGGGAAGCGGAGGACUUCAAGGUAGAGGAUGACCUGCAAAGAGAUAGGGUGGCAGCCAAGAAUGGCUUGGAAUCUUACGCCUUCAGCAUGAAAUCCACUAUGGAGGACGAAAAGCUGAAAGACAAGAUCAGCGCUGAAGACAAGCAGAAGAUUCUGGAUAAGUGCACAGAGGUUAUCAGCUGGCUGGACAAAAACCAAUCUGCAGAGAAAGAUGAGUUUGACCACCAGCAGAAGGAGCUGGAAAAGGUGUGCAACCCCAUUGUGACCAAGCUGUACCAGGGUGCUGGGGGCAUGCCAGGAGGCUUCCCUGGAGCUGGCGCUGCUCCUGGUGGAGGCGGAGCAUCCUCCGGCCCAACCAUUGAAGAAGUUGACUAAACUGCACAUGUGCCUCUGCUUCAUAGACAAGUGUCACUUAUGGUUACCUGCUUUAACUUGUAACUAUCACCACUUUGGCUAAUCUAAGGUCAUGGCUUUCAGCUGUACUGCUAAGAUUCCUGCCUAAAAUCUAAACAUUACUCACUUUUUAUUUUGGGGAUUUUUUUCAUGUCUUUGCAAUACAAUUUUUUUUAUGGGGUGAGUUAUUUUUUCCACAAGCUCUGUGCAAUUGAUAUGACUUUGCACUUUUUAUUGAAGCAGCUCUACCUUGUUUUCAUUAAUAAAAUCAGAAAAGCACAACA